Gadus chalcogrammus (walleye pollock) is the source of this 1030-nucleotide messenger RNA. It is a transcript of the gene utp11, whose product is annotated as UTP11 small subunit processome component. Gene Ontology annotation, biological process: rRNA processing. The transcript is spliced from 8 exons. The record is from RefSeq and is a predicted model, not a curated record. Gene Ontology annotation, cellular component: small-subunit processome; nucleolus. Bases 162 to 926 code for a protein of 254 amino acids. Lineage: Eukaryota; Metazoa; Chordata; Actinopteri; Gadiformes; Gadidae.
UGUCCCCGCGAGUUGCCGGAAGUUCCCCGCGCACGUGUGCGUCUCUUUUCCCCGGCUGGCGGAGGCUAACGGCUACGUGUGGAGCUACCGACUACGUGCGUGGAGCUAACGGCGGUGUACCUCAACACUCAGAUCUCUCUGCUCGCUUACAUCCCUCAAACAUGGCAACCUUCAGGAAGGCCCUGAAGAGCAAGCAGAGAAACCACCAUGAACGAGCUCAGUUGGGUUCAAGAAACUUCCUGGGACUGUUGGAGAAAAAGAAGGAUUACAAACUGAGAGCCAAUGACUACCACAAGAAGCAGAACCUGCUCUCUGCCCUGCGGAGGAAGGCCAUGGAGAAGAACCCUGACGAGUUCUACUACAAGAUGAUCAGCUCCAAGCUGGAGGAUGGCGUCCACCGUGCCAACAGGGAGGCGUGGGAUGUGGAGGUGACCGAGGAGCAGAGGAAGAUGAUGAGGACCCAGGACCUCAAGUACGUGGAGAUGAGGAGGCUGGCCGACGCCAAGAAAAUCGAGAGGAUGAAGGGAGAGCUCCACCUGCUGGACGCCAAGGGCAAGCAGGAGAACCAGCACACCUUCUUCGUGGACUCAAAGAGAGAAGUGCAGGACUUCUCCCUGGCCGAGCGUCUGAACACGGUCCCUGAGCUGGUGGGCCGUGCCUACAACCGACCCACCCUGGAGACCCUGAGGACCAAGAUCAUCAAGGGACCCACCGACAAUUACAGCCUCCAGAAGCUGGCCCGGCAGCGAGCUCACCAGUACACCGUCCUCACCCAGAGGAUCGAACGCGAGCGUAAGCUCUACGUCAUCGGCCAGAAGAUCCAGAGCCGCCGGGAGAUCCAGGAGAAGACCAAGCGGGUGAAGAUGAGCAGCGAGACGAAGGAGGCGGCGGCCGUCUACAAGUACGAGGCCAAGAGGAAGCGCUGAGGGCCGGUUGCCAUGGAAACCCCAGACGCGAGCCCUGCAGUGUUUUGUACAUAUCUUUAGAUUUUCAUAACUGGUUUCUUUCCAAUAAACCUUGAUAAACCGAC